Messenger RNA from Gigantopelta aegis, 2860 nucleotides. RefSeq lists its product as uncharacterized. NCBI's taxonomy places the organism in Eukaryota, Metazoa, Mollusca, Gastropoda, Neomphalida, Peltospiridae. Bases 60 to 488 code for a protein of 142 amino acids. Gene Ontology annotation, biological process: regulation of synaptic transmission, cholinergic; positive regulation of voltage-gated potassium channel activity; sleep. The record is from RefSeq and is a predicted model, not a curated record. The transcript is spliced from 3 exons.
GUCAUGUCGUUAGUAGUAUAUUACACCUGUGAGAAGUGGAAUUUACAAACGAAGACACGAUGUACAAAGUGUUGAUAUACUAUGUUUGUCUGCUAUGCAUCCUACUACAUGUGGUGAGCGCGCUCGUCUGUCACCAGUGUGCGGAGAUCGGCGGGGACGACUGCGGGGACCCGUACGACCCUAUUGGCAACGACAACACCGACGACUGCGGGGACAAGGACACGCACUGUGUCAAGUACAAGACGAUUAUCAAGAUCCGAGACUCCGGCUACAUCAACGGACGUGAACGAGAAUCCGUCAUAGUGAGUCGUCUGUGUGAGCGACUGGACGGACGAUCGGAUGGGUGCAAGGGUCAGAAAGCCGACAGCGGCAUCAUCAUCAAGUGCAUCUGCAGCACCGACGGCUGCAACGGCGCCGGGUUUACGACCGUCAGUGUAGGCGUCCUCAUGUUCGGACUGGUCGCCCACAUGUUAGCCAGUGUAGUGUGAAAAUGACAGUCCACCAUCAUGACAGUCCAGAAUCAUUCAAGAUAUUUUUCAAUCUGAUAUUCAAGAGACUGUCCUAAGUUUGUAGCCAUUGUAACACGCGUCUUACCAAAAAUCUAUAGUCUCUUAUAAUUAUUAACAUUACAGCAUAUAUACAGAAUAUAUAUUUUUAAUAGUCAAUGCAUUUCAGGGCUCGUACUUAUGAAUCGCAACGACUAACAGUUACCAUGUUCAAAAUCGUAUCUCUACGUGAGCCACAGUCAAGAGGAAGUUUUGGCAAGAUUUUGAAUGUGUUAGCAUUGAUACGUUCUACGGAGUGAUCUUAGUGCUAAGAUCACAUUAAAUACAUAACUACCUUAAAUGCACAUGAGGUGAUGUUAGUGCUGAUUUUGCUUUGUGAAACGGAACCAUGGCAUAACAUUUUCUGGGUAUAGUGUAGUUUCAUUUCGGUGAAAAUAUUGGGUGACGAUUAUUUGUUCAGUUCGAAUAUUAGGGUUAGAUAUAGAGUUGGACUUAAAACAAAAUAUUCUGUAGUACCUUAAAUUUUGCAUAUAACAUACACCAGAGCAGAUAAUAUAAUAUAACAUGACAUGGAGCCCUUCAUGGAUCGCUGUAGGAAAUACGGCACCCCUCAGAACCAUACAUACUUGCUAAAACAUUUAAAAUCCGUACGAUUUCAGUAGUCUGCAGGUUUUUGGGGGAUUUUAAAAAUAAAUAUUUAUUAUCCCAGAUUAUGUAGCAGUGUCGUGGUUGGGAGCCCCGAAUCACUGCUGUACAUACAUAUCCAUGUUCUAAGCAACAUAAAAAACACCUUAAAAAUAUCAAAACUAACAGAAACUAGUUUGCAGGUUUUAACCACAGCGCUUGUCCAUUGCCAGAUUAGACAGUUACUAACUUUUAUACAAAAUGGCUACAACAUUUAGUCUAAUAAAAUUUCCCUUAAAUUAACACCAAUUUCAUAAUUUUCAAGGACGUGCUCUGUACAUCUGAAAAUUGGCUAAACCAAAAUUAAUUUCAAGUGUGAGCCCUCACAGGUAUACUUAUUGGUAUGAAGUGGACUUCAGGAACGCCUUGAUUCUGGAUGUUAAUUGUUUGUAAGAACGGGGCCUCCUGGUCAUGCUCAUGUUUGGAGUAGCCCAGUAUGUUUUUUUUCUACAAUAAUUCCGAAUGUAACCAUUUUGUUUUCUUCCAGACGUUAAAAGAAGAACUAACUGGGUAAAAAUAAUCUGGAAUGGGUUGUUUUUCUUUUUUUAAAACGUAUCACUGUAUAUUUUAAGCUUUGCACACGUUUAACUAGUCCUAGGCAUACCUAGGCAUCACUGUGCUAUGGCUACAAAUUGAGGAUAGUCUUUCUAAAUUGAUGACAGUGUUUAACAGUUAUUGUCUGUCAAGGGAACAUUAAAUACGCCCUGCCGUAUGCAAACGAGUGUUUUUACAUGUGAAAUUAUUAACAGUCAGCUGCACACACAGGUCAUAUUUAAUAUGAAUUAGGUGAUCUUGUAAACAAUUUUGCGUAUUUGUUUUCGUAUGCGUGAAUGUUUGUGUGUGUAUAUAUAUUUUAGGUCUUGUGUUCGUUAAAGGAACGACAGUGUCACGUUUUUAAAAACCAUUUUAACACCAAUCAUAGGGUAAAUAUUUGGGUACAGCGACCAGUGAUGUCAUAACUGUCAAUAAUGUAAUAAUAGUCAACAAAAUAGUUGAAAAACCCCCCCAAAUAACAGUCAUAGUAGUUAGUACUUUAAGUAUUGGAUCAUGUGAAUUUAUAAUAUUAUUGUACCUUUUAUUACAUAUUGGCAGAUAUGACAUUACUUGAAGUACUUUGUUAUGUUCGCACUUAACAUUAUUGAACCACAGUGGGAUUGUGUUGUUAACCACUAUUACAUAUUAACAGUUAUUACCCAUUUUUGUGUAUAUCCCGAUGAACGAGCCGUUAAGGCCGCGGGCUGUCAAAUACCAUGCGAAUCGGCGCAGUAGGUUCGAAUCCUGCCAAUUGACACUUUGUGUUUCUAAAUAUUAUACUGUCGGACGUAACACUCGUUCACUUGCUACUUUGCUGAUGGCAGAGUUUGUGUUAUCAUAUGUCUUCAGUGCGCACAUAAUCGUUUUAAAAUAUGUAUGUGUAUAUAUAUACCCAAGAACGGUCAGAAGUGUUAUUAUAAUUUUUUUAUUAUUUUACUUUGAUAAAUCGUAAAACUAUUACUAUUUCACCAAGCUAGAGUUGCUGUAUUUGUCGUGUCCAACCAUGACAGGCAUACACAUGUAUUUAACGACACCACUAGUGCACAUUGAUUUAUUAAUCAUCGGCCAUUGGAUGUCAAACAUUCAAACAUUUGAUAUUUUUGACAUAUAGUCUUAGAGAGGCUACAUUUUUCCAU